AACAGGAAGUAAAGCAACAUGGCGGCAAAUUCAAGGAUUUUUCUAUUUAUUCACAUUGGUUACACGAUCAUGGAUUUUCGUUAAGCAUCACAUGGAAAUAGAAUGAUUUGAUAGUAUGGAUACUAAAACUAUUUCAAAGAUGACAGACUCUUCAGAGAAAUACAAGAUACUUUUUCUGGUUGACGGAAGGCAAGGCAGACGUGGGGUGAAAAAUGAAGCAAAGGUUUUAGCGAAUAGAGUCACUCUGUCUGCAUUUCGAAUCUUGACAGCUUUGAACGAUGAAGUUUCAUGUAAUAAGAGUGCUUUUAAGAGAAGCAGUAAAACUCCACAUUUGCAGUGGAGUUUCAAAAUUUACAAUUCAUCGCAAUACAAAUUAAUGAGGCAAGUUAAUGAUUUUAAAGAUUUUAAAAACCGAUAUUUUGAAGAAUUUGAAAUUGAAGUUGAAAAAAAUAUCAAGACAGCACUACCGGAUUAUCACAUGGAUUCUGACUCCAAAGGGAAUGUGUCUGGAAAACAAUACCCUGCCAAAGUACUUAAUAAGGUUUUAAAUGAAAUUGUUCUGGAAUACCGUUGGGAAGACCCUGGCAUCUUUUCACCUGUUAAAAGCAGGAGAAAGAGUGUCAAAAAUGAUCAUAACUGCAAAACAAAAAAUAUUGUAUUUUUAUUUGCAAAUAGCCCAAAGAAUCCAUGUGAAUUAAGACAGUUUUCAGGGAAAGUUGUUCUUGAUCAUGAGAUCUUUUUGGAUUCUUUCAUGCCUCCAGACUUGAUCAGAACUUUUUUACGCAAUGUCAGACUUUCACUGUACUGGAUUGACACUGAUAUUUCUUGUGUUGAAGUGAUUCCGGAUAGUGUGAAGUUUGUGGAAUCUGCUAUUGACAAACUUCAUGGAAGCCUGAUACCAGUUGAAACUUUGGUUCAGACAAACAGAAAUUGUGCUGUUAACAUCUCAUCUCUCCCAUCUUUUGCUAAAAAUGCCUCUGCAUCUUGCACUAGUAAAGAUUCAACAAGUCUCAUGGGACUGGUUUCCUAUACAUCUGUGAUAGCAUAUCAUUUGCAACAGACAAAGUCGGGAACAUUGACCAAUGAUUCUCUCCAGAUCCAAUGCAAUCUUUUGUCAAACAAAAACACUCCAUUGUGCAGCUUCAACAUUUUCCCAGUGGACAUCCAUACCCAUGUCUCACAACCUAAAAAGAAAUGCCGAAGCAGUAACUCAAAAGAUAUAUUGCUGCAACAGUUUCAUGCACAUCGAAAGUUUUUACAGUUACCACUUAGCGGUAAAAACAUAACAUUAAGGAUAUGUGGAGUGCUGCCUUUAAGAGAAUCGGAGUUUGUGCAGCACAAAGGUAAAGAAGACUACCUGUGUUCUCAGCUACAAACAAAUGCAGAGCAGGAUUGCCCCAUGCCAUUUCUGAGCUUGAUCAGGAAACUUGUAGCAUCAUCACAAGCACUGAUUAUAGUGACAGAGAGGACCCCUGGCCUAUUUGUUCUACGACCUUUGAGCCCAGAUUCAGCGACACUUAGUGCACUUUAUCUCAGUGAAUCCCUGGAUGUGGAAAAAAGAUUAACAUUUUUCAGAUCAUCACCUGAAACGAAUGUGGAGGGUGUGCAAGAUGCACCAUGGGACCAAUUGAUAUCAAGGGCCAUCCAACACAGCAGUGAAUGUGCUGAAACAUCCGCUCUUAACAAAAAUAGAGAGUGUUUUGAUCCAAAUGUCUUGGGAAGGACUCAUUUACCGGGCUGUAGAUCAGGUCUUGUGUCACUCAUUGAAAAGCUCAAUAACAGGAUAUCGCAGCUCGAAUUUCUGAAUGAAGAUGAAGUUCAAAGUUUGAGGGAGCUUCAGCGGAUUUAUAGACAGGAAAACAAGCCCAUCAGACCUAGAGACACUGUCUUGUCCCAUUUACAAGAGUGUGAACAGUUGAAUAGCUCCAAACCUGAGUUGUCGUAUUCAGACACACUGCCCUCUCGUGGUGUAUUGAUGGUAAACAAGAGCAGACAAUCCUCAGUCCUUAGAGAUGUCAACUCUACCACAGCCAAUACUCAAGGCCCAGCUAAACAAGACAACAAACCAGAAAUGACUAACGUCCAAGCAGAAUUUGCAUCGGAAGAGGAUAUUGUGCGAUACCUUAUUCAGUCAUACAGUGAGAUGUUGGGUGGAUGUGAGAAUAUCCAUCUUUCUGCACAGAAUCUGGUGAUGAUAACCCUACACUAUCUGAGGGAUCAACAAAUGGAGAAACCUCAGGAGAGAUGUGUUGAGCUUCUAGAGAGAGGUGUUCUUUGUCCUAUUGGAUCUCUUAGGGAGAGACAUCAGAGAGAGGACAACAAAACUCAGAAACAGACAGAACUGCAGUUACAAACGGUGCUGAGAUUUGAGAUUCUCUCUGUCCUGCAGCAGGGUGACCAGUCUAUGACAGAAAAUGAUGACACGCUGAAUGAUGUUGUCACUCUGUUAAGGACACUCAGUUUCAUCACAGAUCCCAAGUCCCUGUCCGACUUCAUGGAUCACAGCCUCGUUGACAACUAUAUUCACACUUUACCACAGACACUUGGUAACGUGUAUGAUGAACUGAUGCAGCCACUUCCAGUUGCUUUAGAAGCCAUUCUGUCUCCUGACAACAGUGUUGACCAGUCAGUGUUUAACAAAUCUCUCCAGGAGAGGGAGAUCGACAACAGUGUGGCGUCAACUUCUGAGGUAGUGCCUAAAUCUAAUGAUGCAGCAACUAGUAAACCCAGGGCUAAAAGAAUGAUGCACCACCCAAGUUUGUCCGAUAUUGGGUCCAAACGACAAAUUUUUGUUAACACAACAAAAAUCAAGGAAAAAUCAUCUUCCAGAAAAAGAAGAAAAUCGAAGCGAGAUUUGGUGAAGCAGUCGAAGAGUAAGACUAAGCUGGAGAGAAGACAAUCAGUAGCUGUGAUGGAAACCACCAAGUCUUCCCAACUGAAACCCUCUAAAACUGGAUACCCUUUGUCACCACCAUUCAAGUCUUCAGUCAAAAAAACACUUGUGGCCGAAACCCCAUCACACAAACAAAAGAACUCUGCCUUGUGGAAACGACAAGAAGCGGAGAGGAGACAAUCACGGAGUAAAACCGCAGUGAAGGUGGUGGAGGAAUCCCCUAUGAAAUCGGAGAGACCAUUGCUACUCAGUCCAUCUCAGAACAAGCGUGCUCUGCAUAAAGUCAGGCGUUCGUUUUAUUCAGCAUCAGCAGGACCCCUGAUCAGAUCUAGAUCAAUGACCCAGACAAAUACUGAUUUGGUGGAAAAUAUUGCAGACAGGACCAGCCACAAUUCAGGAAAACUCAAUAGCAUUCUCAGAAAACCUCCAAGUCAGUCUAGUAUUUUCAAGUCACCAGACAGAAAUUCUUCAUUUUUGCUCUCACAGUUGAUGGGGAGUCCAACUCCUCAGAAACCAGGGUCGAAGACACCAGGAAAAGAAACUCCAAGGAAAGCAAUUGCUGGAUCCCCCAGUAAAAACACAAGGUCCAAGUCUCCAUUUGUAUCUAAAGGUUUUCCUAAGGCUUUGUUUCAGGAGAGUCCUAAUAGCAGAAACAAUCGAUCAAAAAUUGUCCGACAUUCACCAAAACUACCAUUUUCAGGGGGAAAAGAUGAUGAAAGAAGUGUUAAGUUUACCAAAACACCCAGAAAAUCUCCCUGUGAGCUGGUUAUACAGUCUCCUAGUCAAAAUACAAGAUCAAAAUCAUUGGUGACUCCAACUAGAAAAUCAGUACGGGCUAUUUUGUUUGGAAAGAGUCCUGAGGCAAAGGCAGGGGAGGAGAAACAAGACAGAAAAACUCCAUCAAAAUCAUAUCUUAGAGCUCGAAGGUUGAUACUGAGUAAAACACCAGUGAAAGGACAGAAAGCUACAAAUCUUGACCAGUCUGCAGGUACUGAAGAAAAUCUGACUGUGAAAAUCACAGAUGAAGAGGGUAACACUGGUAAUACCUCAAAAACAUUUGUAAAUGAUGGAAACAAAGACAUGGAUUCGGAGAAAUCACCAGCUAACUGUGGAACCCCUUCUCCUAAAAUUCAAAGGAAAAUUCGAACACCUAACUCUCUAAAUCACUGGCAAAGAAGGAAAAGGGGCCGAGAUGAAAGCAUGCAGUCUCCAAAAUGUUUGGCCAAAAAAGAUGCACAGCACAGAUACGAAAGUGCAAGUAGCAAUGAGACGGAAGUUGACAAUGAUAUUAUUUUUGCUUCACUUUCUCAGGAAGAUGGACACAUAAGCUGCAGAAAGAGAGGACUUGAUAUAAAGGAAGACAAGUCAAUCAUAUUCUCACCCAGCAAAAGGAAAAGAACUAUGAAACACUCUGAUCAGGGUAGUUUUAGAACUUCCUAUACCCUUCAUAAUAGAAUAACUUAUGAAAAAAAAAAUUCUUUACUGAAUUCCUUUGUGAGUGGAAACAGUGAAGGCUUUGACACAACAGACUUGACAGAUUCACAGUCUAGUUUUAGGUUGUCUCAGGGUAGCACAUCAUCCAUGGAUUUCUCCAGUACCAAAGACGAAGUUUUCUGGUUACAAAAUCCAGGUCAUGAAAAGGCUGCUACGAGUGUUUCUGAACAUGAUACAAAUACUGGGAAUACCGGUACAUCUCCAGUAUUCAGAUCAGGAAAAAAGACCAGGAAAAUGGAACUUUCAGACAUUGAAGGAACUUCAGGACAGAAAGUGUCUCCUUCUGAAAAGAAAUACUCUCCUAAUGUUUCGGCCAGAAGUCUCAUGCAUUUGAUGAAUUCUCCUCUACUUGGCUCUGAUAUAGUGGAGAAAAGUCCAAAUGUGAAUGACAAAAUUGCAAUUGUUGGACAACAAAGACCACGAUCAAGACGAUCCUUAAACCUUCAAAUGUGAUGAAGGAUAAGAUGAAUGUGGCACCAUAUCUUGGAUAUACACCACAUCAAACAUAAUUAAUUUCCAAUAUCAUAUUUAUAUACAGAUUAUAGAAGACA
Messenger RNA from Ostrea edulis (European flat oyster), 4938 nucleotides. RefSeq lists its product as uncharacterized. The transcript has 19 exons. Gene Ontology annotation, cellular component: nucleus. Lineage: Eukaryota; Metazoa; Mollusca; Bivalvia; Ostreida; Ostreidae. Gene Ontology annotation, biological process: regulation of DNA-templated DNA replication initiation; response to ionizing radiation; mitotic G2 DNA damage checkpoint signaling. Gene Ontology annotation, molecular function: chromatin binding. The coding region runs from base 116 to 4840 and encodes 1574 amino acids. The record is from RefSeq and is a predicted model, not a curated record.